AUGGGAUCCACCCCACCGGAGACCGACCGACAGGUGGCAGCUGACCCUCCCCUGGAAACGAUAAAAGAGACGAAUAGUCCUCCUGAACAGCAUGCGGGCCGGAAGUCUUCAGAGGCAAAGGAGCCAACUCCGCUUAAAUUUCCACACCAGAGCGAUGACGGCGCGAUCAUCGAGCACGAUAGACGUCCACAAGGCAGUGGUCCACCCGCGCAUCGCCCAGAUCUGCCGGUCACGUCCGGUUCGUGGAGGAAUAUCAUGAGACGACAGCCGACCGAGACGAGGAGCUUGUCAUAUAGGUCCCAGCCUCCGGAGCCACAACUGGUCAGAAAUGGGCCGAGUUCAAACACAAUCACACAAUGGCCAUCCCAUUCUCUAGCCGGACCAGGCUCAACUACCUACCAGCCUGCCUCCGACCGAGUCUACAUUGAUCCAGAUUAUCAGGAUCUGAACCCUCGGUAUGGCCACAAUAAUGACACACCCCUGUGGGGUUUGGCAAAGCCUCUACCCCGAGUGGUGAGACCAGGUAUGCGACGUGAUCAGAGUCAGGUCAAGAAGGUGUCUGCAAGUGUUCCCAACGGCCAGACACAACCCGCCCCAGAACUGGGUGCAACUCCGGGCCUCCCUUCGGAACAGUCAGCGGAAAUCUUAGGAUCAGGCUCUGCAGCACACCACGACAUGAUACCGCACGAACGAGUCGUGCAAGGCCCUCAACCGGACGGACUUCUUAGACCAGUACAGUCGGAAAUCAGCUACGACCACAACAGUCAUGUCCAUGAUGACCAUCGAGAUGAGCCGCCCUCGGAGGAGUUUGUAAAUAGAUGGGCAAAGUAUCGCCAUAUAUUGAAAGAGCCCCUUGCCGAAUGGUUAGCUACAUGUUUCGCCAUCUUCAUCGGGCUAACAGGUACACUCGCGGUUUCUACUGGUGGAACCAAGGCAGGAAAUCGUCUCUCGGAGAAUUGGUCCUGGGGCUUGGGAUUCAUGAUUGGCAUCUAUCUGGCAGGUGGAAUUUCAGGUGCUCAUCUGAAUCCGGGCAUCUCCAUCGCACUAUGGGUCUUUCGUGGUUUCCCAGGUCGCCGAUGCUGCUAUUACAUUAUUGCUCAAAUACUUGGCGCUAUCACAGCAGCAGGCCUGGCAUAUUGUUUGUACAGAGAUGCGAUUUUGACUCUUGCUCCCGAGGUGGCCGCGGGGUCCACGGGCUUAGGAUUCUUCACCGAGCCACAAGACUACGUUCGCCCCGUGACUGCAUUUUUCACUGAAUUCGUGGCAGAUGCAAUUUUGCUCUGUGUGAUCUUCGCGAUGGGAGACGAUGGCAAUGCUCCACCGGGUGCGGGAAUGCACUCUUUCAUCAUCGGCUUGGUCAUCUAUGUUCUAUGCAUUUGCCUAGGCUAUAGCACCGGGGGGUGUUUGAACCCUGUUCGGGAUUUUGGCCCGCGACUGGUUGCCUUCAUGGUCGGCUACGGACCAGAAACUUUCACAGGCCACAGUGGCUGGUGGUUUUGGGGCGGCUGGGUCGCCACCAUCACCGGAGCGUUGACCGGCGCAACUCUUUACGACACUUUCAUCUUUAUUGGAGGUGAAUCACCCAUCAACUACCCCCGCCGACGGAGAAAGAGGGCAAAGAUGAAGAAGGAGAGUAAAUGGCGUCGUCGACUUGGAAUCGGAAAAAGGAAACUUCCUUCGCUUGAAGAAGGCAUCAAAAACCUUGAGGAUUGA
Penicillium oxalicum is the source of this 1713-nucleotide messenger RNA. RefSeq lists its product as uncharacterized. The transcript is spliced from 3 exons. The record is from RefSeq and is a predicted model, not a curated record. Bases 1 to 1713 code for a protein of 570 amino acids. Lineage: Eukaryota; Fungi; Ascomycota; Eurotiomycetes; Eurotiales; Aspergillaceae. Gene Ontology annotation, biological process: water transport; glycerol transmembrane transport. Gene Ontology annotation, molecular function: glycerol channel activity; water channel activity. Gene Ontology annotation, cellular component: plasma membrane.